Molecule: messenger RNA, 2883 nt
Organism: Fonsecaea multimorphosa CBS 102226
Lineage: Eukaryota; Fungi; Ascomycota; Eurotiomycetes; Chaetothyriales; Herpotrichiellaceae
Exons: 1
Coding region: 1-2883 (960 amino acids)
Biological process (GO): N-glycan processing; carbohydrate metabolic process
Cellular component (GO): glucosidase II complex
Molecular function (GO): alpha-glucosidase activity; carbohydrate binding
Source: RefSeq, a predicted model, not a curated record
AUGGUCAAACACCACGACUUCAAGCGUUGUGACCAGUCUGGCUUCUGUAAGAGAAAUAGAGCUCUUGCGGAUUCUAUGACAGAGAAGGGCAACCCUGACUCCUCCCCCUACCAGUUGGAUGCGGCCUCCGUCAAGUUCAAGGACGGCCGCUUGGAAGGCGCCAUUAUCAAAUCGCUGGUCGACGGUGACGCAGUUAAACUGCCCCUGACGAUAACCUUCCUGGACCGCGGCAAUGUUCGGGUCACUGUCGACGAAGAAAAGAGGAGGAAGGGCGAGAUUGAGCUGCGGCAUGGCAGCGCCGCUAGAAAGGAGAGAUACAACGAAGCUGCUGCCUGGGCCCUCACUGGAGCCGGUCUCCAACCCCAGACGACAGCUUCAAUGAAAAAAGUAUCGAAGGAUGUUACAGAAGUAUCGUGGGGCCCCAGUAGUCAAUUCAAGGCCACCAUUCGGCACGCCCCCCUCGGGAUCGAGUUCUGGUCUGGUGAAGAGAAGCACGUCGUGUUCAAUGGUCGGGGGUUCUUGAAUGUCGAGCAUUGGCGACCAAAGGUUGAGAGACCUGCGGUCGAUGAGAAUAGCACCGAAUCACAGCCCGCAGAACUCACGGAAGACGAGAGCACUUGGUGGGACGAGAGCUUCGGAGGCAAUACUGACUCGAAGCCCAGGGGCCCGGAAAGUGUUGCAAUGGACAUCACCUUCCCCGGAUACGGGCACGUCUACGGGCUCCCCGAGCACGCAGGGCCUUUGUCAUUGAAGGAGACCCGUGGAGGAGACGGAAACUACGACCAGCCAUAUCGAAUGUACAACAGUGAUGUUUUUGAGUACGAACUCGACUCUCCAAUGACCCUGUACGGAUCUAUACCAUUCAUCCAUGCUCACCGAAAGGGUUCCACAGUCGGUGUCUUCUGGCUGAAUGCCGCUGAGACCUGGGUGGAUAUUGUCAAGACGAAACACGACACAAACCCGCUGACACUAGGUCUCACCGGUGGAGUCGUCGACACACAUACACACUGGAUGUCUGAAAGCGGUCUUCUGGACGUGUUUGUCAUGCUCGGUCCAACACCUCAAGACGUUUCCAAAUCAUACGGGGAGCUCACUGGCUACACGGCAAUGCCUGCAUCGUUUGCCAUUGCUUACCAUCAAUGCAGGUGGAACUAUGUGAGCGAUGAGGACGUGAAGGAUGUGGACCGCAAAUUUGACAAAUACAAUAUCCCCUACGAUGUCAUCUGGCUCGAUAUUGAAUAUACCGACGACAAGAAGUACUUCAACUGGGAUCCGUUGAACUUUCCAGAUCCUAUUUCGAUGGAGAAGCAACUCGAUGAGACCCAACGCAAGCUAGUCGUCAUCAUCGACCCACACAUCAAGAACAAAGAGGGAUACUUUGUUGUGGACGAGCUCAAGAGCAAAGGUUUAGCGGUCAAGAACAAGGAGAACAACAUUUUCGAAGGAUGGUGCUGGCCCGGGAGCUCUCACUGGAUCGACGCUUUCAAUCCGGCCGCCAGAGCCUGGUGGAAAUCUCUGUUCACGUUCGAUCGAUUCAAAGGCACGCAAUCGAACGUGUGGCUGUGGAAUGACAUGAAUGAGCCAUCUGUCUUCAACGGACCAGAAAUCACCAUGCCCCGGGAUAACUUGCACCACGGCAACUGGGAACAUCGUGACCUGCACAACAUCAACGGCAUGACCUUCCACAACGCCACGUACCACGCUCUUUUGGAACGCAAAAAGGGAGAGGUGCGACGGCCAUUCGUGCUCACUCGAUCAUUCUACGCAGGUUCACAGAGAUCUGCGGCAAUGUGGACCGGUGACAACCAGGCAAACUGGGAACACCUGGCGGCAUCGAUCCCCAUGGUUCUCAACCAAGGUGUUGGCGGAUUCCCCUUCGCCGGCGCCGAUGUGGGGGGCUUCUUCGGUAACCCAAGCAAAGAACUGCAGACGAGGUGGUACCAAGUCGGUGCAUUCUAUCCCUUCAUGCGUGGUCAUGCGCAUAUUGACACGCGGAGGCGUGAACCCUAUAUGCUCGGGGAGCCAUAUACCGGGAUCAUGACCCAGGCCUUACGGCUCCGUUAUUCGCUUCUGCCGGCGUGGUAUACGGCUUUCCACGAAGCCGCGACAGACGGGUACCCUAUCGUGCGAGCGCAGUACUUCGUGCAUCCAUCAGAUGAAAAGGGUUUUGAGAUUGACGAUCAGAUGUACCUCGGUUCUUUUGGGUUGUUGGUCAAGCCUGUCACCGUCGAAGGAGGGGAAUCCGUGGACGUCUAUUUGUCCGACGACGAGAAUUACUACGACUACUUUGACUACACGACCUAUGCUGGCGCUAGCUCCAGGACGCACAAGAUCGAUGCGCCCCUGGACAAGAUCCCCUUGCUCAUGCAAGGCGGCCAUAUCAUCCCCCGGAAAGACAGACCGAGGAAGAGUUCCGGGUUGAUGAAGUGGGAUCCAUACACUCUUGUCGUUGUCUUGGAUAAGCACGGCGAGAAAGCCGAGGGAACGCUCUAUGUGGAUGAUGGCGAGACGUUUGAUUACCAGCAGGGUGCGUACAUCCACCGCAAAUUCACAUUCGGGGAUGGGAUCCUACAGAGCAGCGAUAUUGGCACGACCAAAGGUGCAAAGACCGCCGCAUACCUAAAGGCCAUGAAGGAGGUCAGGGUUGAGAAGAUCAUCGUGGUCAACGCGCCCGCUGCGUGGUCAUCCGUUGGAGAACUCGUCGUAUCAGAAGACGGCGUCAAGGGGGACAGGAAGGUCGAAAUAAGCUAUCACGGUGCAGUUGGGAACAAGGCCGCUUGGGCCGUGGUCAGGAAUCCCGGGAUGGGCAUUGGCGUCGAUUGGAGUGUGAACUUCCCCGGGAGCGGUGCGAGCUCGGGCUCCGGCCCAAAGAGUGAAUUGUAA